Messenger RNA from Mucor mucedo, 685 nucleotides. RefSeq lists its product as uncharacterized. The transcript has 3 exons. Bases 168 to 560 code for a protein of 130 amino acids. The record is from RefSeq and is a predicted model, not a curated record. Lineage: Eukaryota; Fungi; Mucoromycota; Mucoromycetes; Mucorales; Mucoraceae.
GCUCUCAAUAGUACUUUAUUUGUUUUGUCUAGACACUCCUUAUGGUAAUAGCUACCGUAACAGCGUGGAUAUCUCUGGCACUGCAAGUUUUGUUUAUUUCACCAGGUUUGAUAUAAAUUUGAGUAAUAAAUGAAAACGAUGAAUCUCGUAUUCGGCUAUUGCAACAGAUGGCCAGUAGAUUAAAAGAAAGAUCGUUGGUCGACAAGAUUUUCGUUUCCCCUCGUGCCAAUGCCAAUGAAUUGAUGGUAGAAAGGGAUUUGAUAAGAAAUGAAGAUAUUUUAAAACAACUGACUGUCGAUGGUGACGCUCAAGAUUUGCUUAAUUACAUCAACCAAAAUAAGAAAAUUUGCUUAAUUAUUCUCGGUUAUGCGGGUUUAUCAACCAAUUGUAAAGAUUUGGAAACCUUUCUACGCAACAGCAAGAAUAUCUGCAAAAUUAUAGUCGAUCACUUGCCAUUUGACAACACAAUUAACAUUUAUGAUUGCUGCGAAUUACUUCAGGAUCCAAAAAAAUUGGAGAUUUUCAACUGUCGAAGAAGGGCAUACCAGCGAUCAAAGUGAUUCUAAUUUUUAUGAUUUAUCUACGAUUAUUCAGUCCAUCUAUCUUAAAUCCCAUUAUCAUGUUAUCGAUUAUUGAUCCCCUAUACUUUUUUUCCCACCUUUCUCUUUUCUCUUCAUAAAACAUA